GAGGCGGGGACGCGGCGGCGGCGGCGGCAGCUUUUCCAGUCGCGUCUUUCUCACUCACUGGGGGGCCCAGCGGUGGCAGUACCUUCCCCGGCAGAGCAGUGGAACCGCGAGCCCGCCGGCCAGACAGUGGGAGGGCGAACCGACUGACUGCAGAGCCGGCGGACGGACAGACAGACAGCGGGGCAGUCAGACGGCUGGGGUCGCCUCAAGUUCCGCCAUGAGCUGGGGCACGGAGCUGUGGGAUCAGUUCGACAGCUUAGACAAACAUACACAAUGGGGAAUUGACUUCUUGGAAAGAUAUGCCAAAUUCGUUAAAGAGAGGAUAGAAAUUGAACAGAACUAUGCGAAGCAAUUGAGAAAUCUGGUUAAGAAGUACUGUCCCAAACGGUCAUCCAAAGAUGAAGAGCCAAGGUUUACCUCGUGUAUAGCCUUCUUUAACAUCCUUAACGAGCUAAACGACUAUGCAGGACAGCGAGAAGUAGUAGCAGAAGAAAUGGCGCACAGAGUAUAUGGUGAAUUAAUGAGAUAUGCUCAUGAUCUGAAAACUGAAAGAAAAAUGCAUCUCCAAGAAGGACGAAAAGCUCAACAAUACCUUGACAUGUGUUGGAAACAGAUGGAUAAUAGUAAAAAGAAAUUUGAAAGAGAAUGUAGAGAGGCAGAAAAGGCACAACAGAGUUAUGAAAGAUUGGAUAAUGAUACCAAUGCAACCAAGGCAGAUGUUGAAAAGGCUAAACAGCAGUUGAAUCUGCGUACACAUAUGGCUGAUGAGAAUAAAAAUGAAUAUGCUGCCCAGUUACAAAACUAUAAUGGAGAACAACACAAACAUUUCUACGUAGUGAUUCCUCAGAUUUACAAGCAACUACAAGAAAUGGAUGAACGGAGGACUAUUAAACUCAGUGAGUGUUAUCGGGGAUUUGCAGACUCAGAACGCAAAGUUAUUCCUAUCAUUUCAAAAUGUUUGGAAGGAAUGAUUCUUGCAGCAAAAUCUGUUGAUGAAAGAAGAGACUCUCAAAUGGUGGUAGACUCCUUCAAGUCUGGAUUUGAACCUCCAGGAGACUUUCCAUUUGAAGAUUACAGUCAGCAUAUUUAUAGAACCAUUUCUGAUGGGACUAUCAGUGCAUCCAAACAGGAAAGUGGGAAGAUGGAUGCCAAAACCACAGUAGGAAAGGCCAAGGGCAAGUUGUGGCUCUUUGGAAAGAAGCCAAAGCCUCAGUCCCCACCCUUAACCCCUACUAGUUUAUUCACAUCCAGUACUCCUAACGGGUCCCAGUUUCUCACAUUCUCCAUUGAGCCUGUGCAUUAUUGUAUGAAUGAAAUAAAAACAGGGAAGCCCAGAAUUCCUUCUUUCAGAAGCCUCAAAAGAGGGUGGUCGGUGAAGAUGGGUCCAGCACUAGAAGAUUUCAGUCAUCUACCACCAGAACAGAGACGUAAAAAACUACAGCAACGCAUUGAUGAACUUAACAGAGAACUACAAAAAGAAUCAGACCAAAAAGAUGCCCUCAACAAAAUGAAAGAUGUGUAUGAGAAGAACCCACAAAUGGGGGAUCCUGGGAGCUUACAGCCCAAAUUAGCAGAGACCAUGAGUAACAUUGACCGCCUGCGAAUGGACAUCCACAAGAAUGAGGCUUGGCUUUCUGAAGUUGAAGGCAAAACAGGUGGGAGAGGAGACAGAAGACACAGCAGUGACAUAAAUCAUCUUGUAACACAGGGACGAGAAAGUCCUGAGGGAAGUUACACGGAUGAUGCAAACCAGGAAGUCCGUGGGCCACCCCAGCAGCACGGUCACCACAAUGAGUUUGAUGAUGAAUUCGAAGAUGACGAUCCUUUGCCUGCUAUUGGACACUGCAAAGCUAUCUACCCUUUUGAUGGGCACAAUGAAGGUACUCUGGCAAUGAAAGAAGGUGAAGUUCUGUACAUUAUUGAGGAGGACAAAGGCGAUGGAUGGACAAGAGCUCGGAGACAGAACGGUGAAGAAGGCUACGUUCCCACAUCUUACAUAGAUGUAACUUUAGAGAAAAACAGUAAAGGUGCAGUAACUUAUAUCUAAACUAACCGGGCAGCUCUGUGCUGUGCAUGACAUAAGAAAGAUAACAUAAAAUGAAAGCACAUUCAACAGGUUGGAAAAAAGAAAAAGGGCAUCCAAGAGUUAUUGUUCACUAUGUGAGCUGAGUGUAGGCUUGAUCUUAGAGAUGUGAAUACUACCAUAAAAAAUGUUCUCGUGACAUUUUACCGUUUGAGUGAUGUUGGUGUGAAGCUUAAUUGAUGCCUUUUGCUUUAUGUCCUGCUUAAGUCUGUGUGAAGGAUUUGUGUUUUUCUGGCUUCUAAAUUGUAGAAUUUGGUCUAUUGGAUAGGAAUCCAUAGAUAAAAAGCUUUCCCUCCCGUUGGGUCAGAAAACACAGUGACUACAGUGAAAUCAAAUAAGUAAAACUGCUCUGAAAUGCUAUAGAAACUGAUUCCCAAAAGAGUAGUUUGUUCUAGGAGUUUGAAUUUGUAGCUGUAGUUUCCAGGGAGAAAAUAGUUGAUUGAGUAAAAUAAUUUAUUUUAAUAAUAAUUUUCAUUUUCCAUUCUAUUUUUAACUUUGGCUUCCUAGAGGAAGAAAACAAGCACCUAGCACAUAAUCUAAAUAAUCUAAGCAGUAGGUUAAUCAGGAGACCCGAGGUGCAAAAUAAAUCACCCUGAUCUAGUAAUUUUCACUAAUGUACAAUCUUCCUUCUAAAAUAAUCUUACGUUUGUAUUUUUCAUCUUGAAAAUGUCUUUUGGGAAAUAUCACUUUAGUGAUUAUUUAGCAUUUAGCAGUUAUAUAUAGGAAAGUAGAUUCUAAUGAACUAAGGAGAUCUUGAGUGGAGGGAAAGUACUGGGAAGUCCUUUUAAAACAAAAACAACUUUUUCGACUCAGUUGGGGAGAAAUAUCUGUAUCACCGUUUAGGGCCUUUCCUCAUUUUAACCGAAACAUCUGUUAUUAGGAUAGAUUAUUUUUUCCCAAUGAAUGUCAACGAACAUUUGUUGUAAACAGCUGUACAGUCAGUUCCAGCAUUUUCCCACAAGGAUUGUGCAGCGCUAUUUGUGUGACCAUGUCCUGAGUAAGUCUUGUGGGGAAAUAAAGUGAGGAAGCUGUUAAGAGGCUGUUUCUUGCUUUUGCUCAUGCCUCCGAUUUGUUGGUGUUCAGGAGCUGACUGUAACAUGAUUGUAGAGACAUGUGGGACAGACACUUUGAACUGAGCACCCCUUUUGGUCCUACCAAAGGUCUUCAGUAAUUGUUCUUUUCUUUUUCCUCCUGGACUACAGGUUCCUGAAGAGGGUUUCUGAGGAAUGGGCAAGAUGUUGAAGGAGGUUACAUGCAGCUGCUUUUGGGGGGAGGGUAUUAGAAUUUUCAGGCUCAAAGAGAGAGAGGAGCAAGUUGCAUGAGUGCAUGCAGACAUGGUUAUUUUUUUUACUAACUUCAUUAGCAUUUCCAUACAUUGUUUUUAAAAAAAUCAUUGUAAUACCAAUCCUUAAAUUCCUGGCUCACAAUUAUUUAUAAAAAAAAAAAAAAAAAAAAAAGCCAACAGUGGCUGACCUUUUUUUCCAUAUACUUUACUGAUGUCCAAAUCAGAAAGAAUGCAGAGCUGUCAUUAACUUUGUCUUACAUUUGGCUGUCCCAGCAAGACUGUCUCCAUCCCAGCUCUGUUUUAAUUGGCUUUUAGGUCCAUUGUCUGUUACAGUCCUUGCCAUUUGUCAGUGUCUGCCUGCGCCACCUCCGUGCUUGCUUAACAUCUUGUUGCAUGUCUAGAGUAAUCGGGCUAGAUUUUUCAGGCAUGUCUUUAGAAUCCCUUGUUCUUGUCAAUGUCUGUGUUUUGUUUUACAUUUGGAGUGCAAAUCGCUUUGUCAAAACAUCUUCAGCACUAAUGUUUCCAUCCUAGUAUUUGUGUAUGCUGCUAUAACUUCCCCACUGCAAAACAUUCCAGUUUUGACAUUAAGAAGAAGUAGUCUGUGAAUCUGAAGUAUUUAAGAUAAGAAAAAGAAAACAUCUCUGCUCUAGCCUACAGCCCAGUUGAAAGAACUCUUUGAAACAUGAUACAUCUUCAGCACCUCAGUCUGGGAAGAAUCUAUAGUCAGCGCUGAAAUCCUGGCAUAAUAGACACAGAAGAUACUCACCACCUCAAGACAAAGGACUGUUUGCAAAAGUCAGCUGCUUCCAUUCAAGUGCUGCCUUAAACUAGAGUGCCUAAAUCUGUUGAUUGCCAACAUACCACUGCAGUAUCCCACAAAGGGCUUUGUGUGUCAGCUCAGUGCGACCUCCUUUAGCUCUGCAGCUCUGCUGCAGCUGCCGAUGUAGCCUGGUAGGUGGCUUUGAGAGCUCUACCACGUACGCUGGUGCGUCUUCAGAUGUGUGCAUCAAACACAAGACAUGUCCGAAGUCCAUUUUACUUUACUCAGUGUUUUUAAGAGAAGUUUUAUGGACCCUCCCCCAUUGUCUUUUAAUUUGGGGUUAUGAAGUCCUCAUUUGAUUAUUGACAAUGAUAGUCUGUUUCCAAGUGAUGCUUUUGUCUGAACCAGAUAAAACUUAGUGAAACUUUGUAAUGAUCUAUGUGCACUUUUAAUUGUAAAAUGGAAAUUUCUGUAUGUUUAUACUUGUAAAUAUAGUUGUUAGUGCCCUUGUUGCUCCUGUUGUCCUGCCUCCCAUCUGUAGUUCUGUUAAUGACUUGUAUCCUAACCAAUUUCAUAGUGGUGUUGUAAUAGAAAGAUUGGGGGUGAGGG
Messenger RNA from Loxodonta africana (African savanna elephant), 4737 nucleotides. It is a transcript of the gene FNBP1L, whose product is annotated as formin binding protein 1 like. NCBI's taxonomy places the organism in Eukaryota, Metazoa, Chordata, Mammalia, Proboscidea, Elephantidae. Gene Ontology annotation, molecular function: protein binding. The transcript is spliced from 16 exons. The record is from RefSeq and is a predicted model, not a curated record. Gene Ontology annotation, biological process: signal transduction. Bases 218 to 2047 code for a protein of 609 amino acids.